AUGGGCUCCAACGGCAACCUUUCCCCGCUACCUCCCGCUUCCUCGCCAUCCCUUAUCCUCGCCCAGCCCACCCAGGGCGAGCGCGACCGUACCGCUCGGCAUACCUAUCCGAACUGGGGCGGCGCCCUGACUGAGGACGGCUACCUACAGCGCGAGACAUAUCUUACCACCGUUCCGCUCGCCCGCGAUGGCGGCAUCACCCACUGGAUUUUGACAGUCGACGGCGGGGUACCGGACGAGCGGCCGAUCCUGUCGUCGUGCGAGAGCCUGCGAAAGAGGGCUGUGUAUGCACGGCCGAGUGGGAAUGGAGAGGGGGAGAGGGUGGUGGUCGAGGGCGUGGCGCACGGAAUUGCGAGCGUGUUUACCGAGCCGGCGUUUCGUGGGAAGGGAUAUGCGAGCAGGAUGAUGAAGGAGGUCGGCGAAAAGUUGGAGGGGUGGCAGGCGCGUGCCGCGGGGGCAGCAGAGGAGAAGAAGGGCGUCGAGGCCGUAGAGAAGGGUAGUUCGUUGUUCUCGGUGCUGUACAGUGAUAUUGGCAAGACGUUCUAUGCUAAGAAUGGGUGGGCUCCGUUUGAGAGCACGCAUGUGUCGAUCAAGCCAGUGAAGGGGGCGGCGCCGACGGAAGGACAGGGAGUCAAAGUUCUCGGAUACCACGAGUUGGCGGAAUUGUGUGCGGCGGACGAGAAGCAGUUACGGGCGGACCUAGCGCGCCCUGGGGGUUCCAGGACCAAGGUGGCGAUUCUGCCUGAGUUGGAUGCGAUGCUGUGGCAUCUUAUGCGCGAGGAUUACAUGACCAAGGCCAUCUUUGGAAAAACACCAACUAUCAGGGGUGCCGUGACCGGCGAGGCUGGGAAACGAGUUUGGGCGAUUUGGAUGCGGGGUUAUUAUGGCGGGCUAAAGAAACCAGAGGGCAACGUCUUGCAUGUCUUGCGGGUUGUGGUCGAGGGCCCUGAGCAACCUGAGGAGACGUUGGCAGAUGGGCUCCGGGCGAUUCUGCAGAUUGCGCAACACGAGGCAGCCGAGUGGAGGACGGAAGACAUUCAGAUCUGGAACCCCAACCCCAAGUUGCGAUCUGUGAUUGACAAGACUGGAAUUCAGUACCAACUUGUCAACCGGGACACGGACAGCAUUGCGAGCUUGAGAUGGUAUGGCGAGAAAGAGCAAACCUCGGAGCUGGAUUGGGUGGCUAAUGAGAAGUUUGCGUGGUGCUGA
Messenger RNA from Dichotomopilus funicola, 1209 nucleotides. RefSeq lists its product as uncharacterized. Lineage: Eukaryota; Fungi; Ascomycota; Sordariomycetes; Sordariales; Chaetomiaceae. Bases 1 to 1209 code for a protein of 402 amino acids. The record is from RefSeq and is a predicted model, not a curated record. The transcript has a single exon.